Molecule: messenger RNA, 2619 nt
Organism: Zasmidium cellare ATCC 36951
Lineage: Eukaryota; Fungi; Ascomycota; Dothideomycetes; Mycosphaerellales; Mycosphaerellaceae
Exons: 1
Coding region: 1-2619 (872 amino acids)
Biological process (GO): chromatin remodeling
Cellular component (GO): RSC-type complex
Molecular function (GO): protein binding; chromatin binding
Source: RefSeq, a predicted model, not a curated record
AUGGCGGGACCAGGACGACCAUCCAAGAAUCGUGAGAAGAGUCCGAGCACAACCCCCGUUCCGUCGACCGAACAGCAGAAUGAUGGCUCCAACAUCCCCGACGCCGAAUGGGCCGCCAUGUCCAAAGUCCUCAAUGCCAUCUACGACUAUCGCACCGAAGAUGGAUUCGACCCAUCCAAGUUGUUCCAGCGCAAGGUCAACAAGCGCGUUAUCCCGGAGUACUAUGACACAAUCAAAGAGCCCAUGGCUCUGUCCACCAUAAAGCAGAAGAUCCAUCAGAAGCAGUACCAGAACUUUGCGGAGUACGUGCGCGACUUCGCCCUGAUACCACAUAAUGCGCAGGUUUUCAACGUGCCGGAGAGUGGCGCUUUUCAGGAUGCGCUGGUCAUCAAGGAGCAGUUGGAGAAGCAGCUGCAGUUGCUUGUUAAGGACGGCGUCAUCACCCAAGAAGUCGCAACACUUCCAGACCUCGGCGAGAUUCCCAACUACGAGCCUGCGCCGGUCGAAGAAGGAGAUGGCGACGGCGACGAAGAAGAAGAGUCGGACGAGGAAGGCGAAGAGGACGAGGAUGAUGACGGAGAAGAGGAUGAGGAGGGGAGGAAGAAAAAGAGGCGCGGCCCUAGGAGUGGAACAUCAAUAGCCAAGCGGGAGGCUGCUGAAGAUCAGGAGGGCGGAAAGCGAUCGCGAGGGCGUCCGCCUAAGCUGUUGACGCCAAUGGAAGCACGCAUUCAGGCCAUCCUCAAGGGCAUUCGCAAACCCAGGAACAACCGCAGCACGCUUAUGAUCAAGCACUUUGACAGAUUACCGGACAAGGCGCAGAUGCCUGAGUAUUAUGUCGAAAUCAAGAACCCCAUGGCCUAUGACCAACUCAAGCGCAAGGUCAAGCGCAAGAAGUACAAGAUGUUGGACGAAUUCAUGGCGGAUGUCAACCUCAUGUUCAACAACGCCAAACAGUACAACACGGACGACUCGCAGAUCUACAAAGAUGCCGUGACACUGCAAACGGAGGCUAGCCGCCUGUACGAUGAGGAGAUAGCCAAGCCUGACGAGUCGUUUGCGGACGAUGAGGGCAAAAUGCCUAUGCCGAAUGGUAUCCUCCACAAUGGCGAACUCUACAAGGUUGGCGACUGGGUCCACAUCCAGAACCCGAAUGAUCUGACGAAACCUAUUCCGGCUCAAAUCUAUCGCACUUACAAGGCAGCCAACGGGCAAUCAAUGGUUAAUGUCUGCUGGUACUAUCGACCUGAGCAAACUGUCCAUCGCUUUGACAAGCACUUCUUCCCCAGCGAAGUUGUCAAGACUGGUCGAUAUAGGGACCACAACAUUGAGGAAGUUGAAGGCAAAUGCUUCAUCAUGUUCUACACCAGAUUCUUCAAAGGACGACCCAGAGGCUUACCGCAGGGCACAGAGAUUUACGUUUGCCAAUCGCGAUACAACGAACAGCUUGGUCAAUUCAACACUAUCAAGACCUGGGCCAGUUGCUUGCCUGAUGAGGUGCGAGACAAGGACUACGAGAUGGACCUCUACGACUACCCGCGCAAAAUGAAGAAGUUCCCGUCGCCUAUCAAAUACCUGCUCAAAGACGAGCAGAAAGAGACAGACGAGCUGCCACUUGCGACUUGGGGAGCUGAAGGAGCGCCACCAAAAGUCGGAGCAGUGCACAAGAGACCAAGGAACGAGAAAGACUCGCCACCACCAGAGCCGACUCCAGAGCCUCCGCCAAAGCUACCUACACCACCUCCACGACAAAUACCACCAACACCUCAAACCUACACACCCGCCGUGGCACAGGCACAGCCCAACAGACCACCGUCCACUGGCAUCGCGCCGAGCUAUCCAGGAUUAACACCGGCAGCGCGACCACAACAGUAUCAACAAUACCCCCAAUACGCCCCGAAUGCUGCUCCGUCUCCGGCCCAACGCCCACCGUCGGCCCAGGCACAAACUUAUCAACAGCCGUCGACUCCACAACAGUCACAAGCCGCUCCACCGAGACCGAUUGCACCUCCUCAAUCACAGUACAGCCAACCAGCUGUGCCACCCAAUCCGACAGCAUAUCCUCCACGGCCGACGACCGCCAACUACCGUGAGCCGCCCCCAGUUGAGGUCUACACGCUGCCAGAUGCCGCCAAUUUGUCGAUUCCACCAGAAGUACGUAAGCAGUAUCAGCGGGAUAGCUUUGACCGUGUGCUUUUCUUCACCACCCCUCCUGUCAGCGCCGACCAAGAUAGUCUCGCGCGUGGGCACAGCGUUCGCUAUCUUGCCGAGAAGGCGCGUCGAGCAGAUUUGCUCAGCAAGAAGCGCAAAGAGCGCGAGUCGCAGAAGGAGGACGAAGCACAGAUUUUCAAAAAGGCACGUGUUGAAGAAGCGCAGCGUUCGACGGGACAGAUUCAAGGGUUGAAACGCAAGGCCUUGGAUGUCCUUGACCACCAGCUGGCCUCGUCGGUCAAGGGAAAAUUAGGGAACCAGGAGCUUUCCAUAUUGAGUGCGGCACAAAAGACCGAGUUGAAGCGGAAUCUUCUUAUGGAAAAGAACAAAGACAAGAGAGACUCGAUGCGCAAGGUAUCUCUCGGCAGCGACUUUUUUGCAGACGACUGGGACUCUAGGCUGGUUCAGUAA